Molecule: messenger RNA, 5320 nt
Organism: Dreissena polymorpha
Lineage: Eukaryota; Metazoa; Mollusca; Bivalvia; Myida; Dreissenidae
Product: neural cell adhesion molecule 2-like
Exons: 8
Coding region: 1539-2723 (394 amino acids)
Cellular component (GO): neuron projection
Source: RefSeq, a predicted model, not a curated record
UACGUCAAAUUUUGUAAAGAAAAACAACCGUGAUUAAAUGUGCUUUUAAGCGACACAUUUAAAUGUACACUAACUGAACUUGGGGUUAUGAAUGAGGUGUGGAAAAAAUAUGAAUGAGUUUUCAGAUGUAUGAUUGAUAUAAAAAAGUACGUGGGAUAUGAUAUAAAAUAUGCGUUCUACUGACGAGAUGGACCAAUUUAAACUUACUGAACAAAAUGUCUACUGUCACAGGUUUAUGAAUGAGAAACCAACCAGAACAAAAAAGCUGUUAAAAACUUUCAACAUGAUAAUUUAUUGGUAAUCAAAGUCACUGUGUGGUAUACUAUGAUAACAGAAAACAGUUAUUGUCAGUACAUUCAUUAGUGCCGAGAGACCGUUGGGCACAGGUGCCUAAAUGAGAUCUUAUGUAAACUAUCUGAAACAUAAACAAAUACUAAGGUAGCAGUAAUCUGUACCAGGUAGAAACAAGUUGUAAUGGUAAUAAUACGAAAUCUAUUCAUCAGCAUACAGGCUCUUAUUUCUACUUAUACCACAGCCAUUUCACGAUUUUGGCCUUCUAUCAAAUAACGUAUUUUGCGUGAGCUGUUGGCAUUUGGCGCGAACUGAGACACAGUGGCAACAAUCAAGUGACUGAAUUGUGAUACAUACUGUGACGAAUCAUUUCUUGUGUAUGAAAAUGACAUCUUGGUGUUCAACUGAAUGAGCUCAAUAUUACAAAUGUCACUUUCAGGAUAUUUGCCAAUACUCAACAAUCACUGGAGAAAGUUCUAUGUGCAUACAAACAUAAAUCUAUUGGAUUUUUAAACUGGAAUAAAAUUGCCAGAUUUUGGAAUACAUUAAAUUGGUAAAAACAGUUAAACCUAAGAAAUAUUCCAAGAAAAAUUGUAGAAAUCAACAGAAGAUAAAAAAAAUUAUAUUUGAUAACUGCAUCAUUUUGAUAAAUUUGAGACUAAACACACCUUCUGAAAUUUCCAGGUUAUCUUAUAAAUUGGAUCGCCAGUGCUGGUGCUUGUAUAUAUAUUACAUACAUCUUGAUUUUAGCAGACUCUGUACCAGACUUCUUCACUGUACACAUUGGUUAACUAUCAUUCAAGGCAGAGAAAAAUACCGAAGUUGAACUUUAAAAAGGACAUAAAAGUGCACUGCUUAAGUUUUGGAUUCAUGAAAAGAUAAAUUUGUGGACACAUUUGUGUUUACCAGAAAUUUGUUUGAACUACAUUCAUACAAAUAGCUAAUCCAAGUGAAUUUUGUUCAAUAGAUUUGAAAACUUAUAUAGGUGAUUUAACACUUACUGGAGUAGUUUUAAAGAAGUGUAUAUGGGCAUUCAAUUCAAUAAGGAAAACGCUUAGGAUAUGUUAUACCUUUAUUAAGUUCAGACUGUGGAGUCUAUAGUCAUUAAUCUUGUGAGUGACAGAUUCACAUAUUAAUCAAAGAAAGAGGUCAACAUCACAGAAAAAGGUCACCAGACAGCAGCGGGCAGAAAACACCUGAGGCUUCACCCCACUAACAUCAGAACUCUGCUGUGACACCAACUGAAAAUGGAGCUUACAAGAGGACUUGUUUGCAUUUGGACUUAUUUUUCCACAUUUAAUUUAGUGCUUCAGAUGGCAUAUAGUCAGCAGUUUGACCAUCCAGUAACCCCGGUGAUAGAAGAUUCAGCAGAACAUUCGCUAAGUGUGAUUCCUGGAUCAACCGCGAUAUUGCCUUGUCGAGUUCGAAAUACUGGCGACAUCAUAGUAGCAUGGUUUGACGGUCAAUGGGAGCAAGUUACCACUGGUACCACGAUAAAAUCAUCAAACCCUCGACUGAGCAUUCAGAACCGUGAUCCAGAUGAGUGGAACUUGGUCAUUAAAGAUGUCACAGCUGAAGAUGCACAGAUAUAUGUGUGUCAAGUUCAGUUUAUGCCCCCUUCAAUGAAAACGGUCACCUUAACUGUACAUGACACCCCAAAAGUGAACAAGACAAGUAUCAACCAUCGCUACUCAUUUAAAACUGGUUCCCGUGUCACUAUAGAGUGUCAUGUGUCUGGCUCCCCUCCGCCAACAGUCACAUGGUAUUUUUAUGAGACCAACUCUACCUCUAUAGAAGAAAAAAAAAUUAAGGUAUCAUCAUCAAAACUAUUGGACAUACGGACUGCAGAUAAAAGCAAAGAUGGUAUCUACAGAUGUGAGGCCACCAACGAUCAUGGCCAAGACAAGUAUGAAAUCUAUCUGGAAAUAACAUAUCCCCCCGUCCCAACCAUAACAACAAAACAGGUCAGCGUUAAAGAAAACUCGCAGAUCAGACUGGUGUGUAAGGCAGAAAGCAAGCCGGCACCCAACUUUGCCUGGUUUCACAGUGGCCAGAACAUCACAACCAGCAAGCGCCACCAUGUGUCACAUGACACGGAGGACAUGGAAUUCCAAGUAGUCUCUGAACUCACCAUACGUCAGGUGGAGGUUGGCGACAGCGGCAAAUACACGUGCUCCGCAUCCAACAUACAUGGCAGGGAAGAUGCAGAAACAUUACUGCAAGUUAUCCCACAGCCUGGCAGUAGCACAGCAAGCAUACAACCUAAGCCGCCAACACCAGACAAAACUGUGAGCACUCAAAAUGUCAACACGAUAGUGGACACCGAGACCCCAAGGACAGAUGAAGUAGUUUCCAGCAGUGCUUCGUGCCUCCUGACCACUGUGUUGAUGUAUCUACAUUGUUCCGUGUACACUAUCUUCUACAUGUUAUAGCAUCCACUUAGAGAAGAACUUAGUUAAACAUGUAAUAUGCCUUUCAAAGAAAAAGUAACUAGUUCCGGUUCAAGCUACUUACUAAUAUCUUGGAUAUGCUUGAUAUUACAACAUGCAGAGAUGGAAAUGAACAAUCAAUAGGAUAUACUAUAUGGUCUCUGCCAGACAUUUUUUUAUUGCCAGUUAAUAUUGAUAUUCUAACAAGUUGUGACACAUAAAAAAAUGCAUGAGGCCUUUCAUGCUAGUGUUCUUUAUAUAUAUAUCCAGUCAUAACAGAUCUUACCGCAGAAUGGGUAUUACCAGAUCCAUAAUGAUCAGUGCAAAAUAUUUGAGCCGUCAACUGGGCAAUCAGUUUUAAUGCAUGAGCAUAAAAUAUCAUCCUAGAUUAAUUUUUGCAGUCUGCACAGGCUCUGGGACUACACUUUCCGUUUUAUGUUAUUUUUUAUCUAUAAAAGCCUAUUCUAAACAUAAAAUCAGUCUAUGCGGAAAGUUAAAUUGCAGAUCAGCCUGCACAGACUCAAAUCUGGACACAACAUUUCGAAAAUUGAAGGUUUUGUGUUUAUCGAAAUACUUUGUGUCCAUUCAACAUUUGUUCAACAAUAUAAGCCCAAAUCCAGAAUUUCAAAGUUAACUUGCAUGUUCUAUUAUUUAAAAAAUCUGUUGUGUCUUGUAUAUAAUCAUGUCAUUAAAAAAUAUGAAUGUCCCGAAUUGUAAAAGAAUAAUUUCAACUUAUGAAAGCGACAUAGCAGCAGGAAUGAACAUUUAUUGUAUAUCUGUAUACUAGAAGACACCUUGAUUGCUCUUGUCUGUAAUUUGCUUCUGUGUCAACAACUUACAACAUAUAGGAAUUUAAAACACUGUAGGUUAAUCAAGAUUUUGCCUUUAAAUUAAUAAAAUUUCAUUUACAGAUGCCAGUAAGCAUUGUAACAUUCUUACUCACAGUUGAACAUCUUUACAUCAAAAUUGUUUACUUCACAACAGAGGAUAGAUACUUAAGUCAACAAUAAAUACUAUAUAUGUUAUGUUAAAUAUUAAUAGUUAUCUCAAAAUUUAAGCUUGCUUUUUCUGUUUAUGUUAAAAAACAAUUACUGUCACACAUAAUAUUGUAAACUAUGACAUUUUCUUGAAAUACUAAUGCUUGUGGCAUGUCAUGUCAAGAAGAAAAAUUAUUAUCCAAGUGUAGGACAAGUUUUGAAAAUAUUAAUGUUAACAUUCUAGAGAAUAGAGUUGUAGAACAGAUUUUAUAAAUGAAUUUUCAAUUCAUCUCUUGUUCAUUCAACCUGUGUUUUUGCUUAAAAUGUGUUUGUUCAUAUCCAUUUCAGUAUUUAUUUGAACUGUUUAUGUGUAUUUUUUUGAACAGCAACUGUUUAUGUUUAUACACUUUUUGUACAUAUUGUAAGUACUGUCAUACAAAGGUAAUGAUACUAUGUUGUCAGCUUCAAUUAUCAUAUUAUUAUCUGCAUUAUUCAAUACUGUGAAUUGAGAAUGUCCCACUUUCCUAACACAAAUCAUUCGAACUGGUAUUUAUUAAGCAACUGGUAUACCAUACUAUCUAAAACCAAAAUUCAGAUGGCAUUUUCUUCUAAAAGACUGAGACACAUCUUGUAGAACUGAAUCCAAUAUGAACUAUCAUUUCUGUAGUUUAAACAGUGAAUCUCAAUAACAUUAUUGGUUUGAGAUAAUUUGUUCAACCACUUAAGAGCAAUACAUGCAAUACAGAGUUUGGAUAUUGAUACAAUAAUGGCUACAGAUUUAACCAUAAAAUCUCUCAUACUGGUACAAACAUGGAAGAAAACCAUUACAUGUACCUGUAAUGAACUAUAAUGUUAUGUGAAAUGAUAUUCUAAGACACUUUUUAAAGAAAUCAAACCAGUUAUAUGCUGGCCAAUUCACUUCAGGAAAUGACAAACAUUUUUUUUAAGGAUUUCAGGACAUUUCUUACUUCAUAAUGUCCAUUGUUUUGAUGAUAUGUUAACUAAGCAUGUAUUUUAAUUUUAAGCUCAUCUUAUUCAUCUAUAUUUUACUUGUACUUUACAAACAAGAGCCUACUUUAUUCACUGAACGCCAAAUCAUCUUUAUUACAAUAAGAUAUUAACAUUGUACAUAUAACUAUUUUAAAGUAAAAGCUAAGUACCUGAAUACUCAGAAAAAGAGCAGGAGCUGUGCAGCUAUAAUUAGCCUUGAUCUGGGAAAACAGGGCUUAAUGCAUGUGCAUAGUAUUGUUACAGAUUACAGAUUAGCCUGUGAAAUCUGCUACGGCUCAUCAGGGACAACACUUUCCGCAUUUAUUGGUUUAUUUCGUUAAAAGGAAGUCUCUUCGUAAAGAGAAUCCAGUUUUUAGGCCGAAAGUGUCGUCCCUGAUUAGCUUGUGCAAAAAGCACAUGUUUUUUCUGGGACGACACUUAAUGCUUAUGCAUAAAACCCCCUUUUCCAGAGCCCGGCUCAAUUAUGUUUUUAUUAGUUUAUAUAUAUUUGUAGUUGGAUAUUCUCAUUUUGUAUAUUUAGGUUUUGAUAUUGUUGAUGUUAUUGUUGUUAUUGUACAAAAUCAAUCAUUAUUUUAUCAAUUGAUUCAUGAUCAUUAAUAAAAUUGAACGUUA